AUGCUAUCCCUAUCCCCAUCAACAGUAUCCUCCUCCUCCCUGGAUACGAAGGACGCCGAGUCGGCGAAGACUAUCGGUAGUCCCGAGUCACUCUCACCGGUCGAGGCAGCGAGGGACUGUAAUUCGCACCUGCCAUUCGAAAUCCCGGGUGCUGUGGUGUUGUCUGCCCCCUCUAUUUCUACACUUCGACAAACUGCGAACGACGAGCUUAUCGGUGGAGAUCGAAAUCCUCUUGAGGUUCCCUAUAGAUUAACUCUCGAUACACAGCACCAGCAAGGGGUUAUUCGAAUAAUACCCUCAAAAGCUCAUGAGCGCGUAACACAGUCAUUUUCAAAUAAACUCGUGCUAAAAUUAUUCGAAAUAGGAAUUAAUUCAGACGAUUAUACUAUGAACUCGGCCGCCCGGUACUACGGAAAUUCAUGCGAGAAAGAAGCCGACGAGUCUCUCACUCCGUUAGGAAAUCCUUCUGAAGGAAAUCCUUCUGAAGAUAACGACUGGCCUUCGCUCGUUAUUGAAACUGGUCUUUCUGAAUCAGAGGCACAACUACGAACUGAUGCAUACUGGUGGUUCUCAAAUUCCGGCUACCAAGUCAAUAUGGUUAUACUCUUUCAUAUCCAGAGAUCCCCCGAGCGCAGAGUCACCUUAAAACUCUACCACCUCAGACCUACCAGAAUCACACGUGGACUACAGGCAGAGAUCGAGCACUCUCUGCUAUUUAAUCAUACGACUCCUCAAACAGUCUCCUCAAUAGCGCUACGACCUCACUUAGCAGCCAAAGAGAUUAUCAUUACCUCAAGAAGUGUUGAGAAUGCUCCACUAGAGCUAGAGUUCGAAUCCGUCAUGCGCCGCCCGCCCGCCCCAAACACGAACGAAAGAAAUAUUAUAUUCACUGCUGAGGAUCUUGCUACGUGCUGCCGCUACGCCAUUCAUCCUUAG
This is a messenger RNA of Penicillium diatomitis, 936 nucleotides long. RefSeq lists its product as uncharacterized. The transcript has 2 exons. The record is from RefSeq and is a predicted model, not a curated record. The coding region runs from base 1 to 936 and encodes 311 amino acids. Lineage: Eukaryota; Fungi; Ascomycota; Eurotiomycetes; Eurotiales; Aspergillaceae.